Messenger RNA from Debaryomyces hansenii CBS767, 5145 nucleotides. RefSeq names its product aminophospholipid-translocating P4-type ATPase. Bases 1 to 5145 code for a protein of 1714 amino acids. The transcript has a single exon. Gene Ontology annotation, cellular component: plasma membrane. The record is from RefSeq and is a predicted model, not a curated record. NCBI's taxonomy places the organism in Eukaryota, Fungi, Ascomycota, Pichiomycetes, Serinales, Debaryomycetaceae. Gene Ontology annotation, molecular function: ATP binding; ATPase-coupled intramembrane lipid carrier activity; magnesium ion binding. Gene Ontology annotation, biological process: phospholipid translocation.
AUGACUAAAAGCGACGAUCAGAGUCCGUUUGAAGAUCAAACGAACAAGAGCUUUUCCAAUGACAAUACGUAUAUAGAUGACUUGGUGGACACGACACAAAGGAGGAAUUUUAGUGACGAUAGUUUCAAAUCGACCAACCUGUUCACUAACUCGAUAAUCCAGUCGCCUACCGAAUCGCAUUUCAGUUUUCAUAAUACGAAUUCUGGUGUACAAGGAGAACAGAUAUCGCCAAGCAGGAAGUCUUCUCUCAGGUUUAAGCUUCCCAACACUACCGCGUCGACUCCUCCCACCACAUCGUCUACAGUCAAUACGGGCAAACAGCAGGGUUCGAUGCAUAAUAAAAUCGGAUCACCUUUCAUUGGCAACAUAAUAGAUGAAAAUGAAGUUUAUAAGGCACCACAGUCACCAUUUGCAGACGAGUAUAAGCAUGCUACGUUUGAUGAGGAUGACGAUCACUACUACCAUGCUGAUCAAGAUCCCAAUGCCGUCGACCAUAAGGAUACAGUAAUGCAAAGGCACAGAUGGGGUACCACCAGGGAUAAAAAGGGAAAGCCUAAGAAGGAGAAUAUGGCCAGAUCCAAAACCUUGAAAGGACUAUUGCUGCAUAAUGGAAGUAUAAUGAGGUCGAAGACUAAAGGAAGUAAGGGGCGUAAUCAUUCGAUUAGAAAGCCAAAAACAAAUAACGAAAGUGACGACGAUGCACAUGAUGACAAUGAUGAUAGCGAACAAGAGGAGGAAGCACAGGAUCCGAGAGAUCAUAAAGAUGAGAAACGUUCUAUUGUUUUCAACAGGCAAUUGCCAGAUGAAUUUUUAGAUCCGGAAACUGGCAAACCUGACACAUCAUAUUCGAGAAAUAAAAUCAGAACUACAAAGUACACUCCCUUGUCAUUUUUACCAAAGAAUAUUUCAAAUCAAUUUAUCCAUAAUGUGGCCAAUAUGUAUUUCUUAACUUUAAUUAUUUUGGGUGCCUUCGAUAUUUUUGGCGUUCCAAAUCCAGUAUUGGCAGCAGUUCCAUUAAUUGUUAUCGUUAUAAUUACUGCAAUCAAAGAUGCGUUUGAGGAUUCAAGGCGUACAGUCUCCGAUUUGGAGGUUAACAAUCAAAUUACGCAUAUUUUGGAAAAUAAUACAGCAUAUGAAAAUCCUAAUUACAUUUAUGUCAAUCAAAAUAUCAAUGAUGAAAAAGUGUCAUUGUGGAGGAGAUUCAAAAAAUUCAAUACGAGAUUAUUGUCCAAGCUUAUCAACUCUUGUAAGAGUAAUCUUACAAAAGAAGGCAAAGCUAAAAAAGCACGCGAGAAACUGAAAACUAAUGAUCAUGAAGACCACAAAGAAGUCAUGAGGAAAAGUUUCGAUAGUGAUUUCAUUCUCGAGACUCCAAGGCCCUCUAUGGGUGAGAAUCCAUUCAGUGAGAAUCCCUACCGCCAAUCUUUUCAACAAGGCCGCCAAUCUAUACAAGGCCGCCAAUCUAUGCAAGGCCAUGGUUCAAUGGGAAGGCAACAUCGUGAAAAGACUUUGAAGUUUUCGAAGAAGUAUUGGAAGGAUGUCAAGGUAGGUGAUAUGUUAAGAAUCUAUAACAAUGAUGAAAUACCCGCUGACGUUAUUAUUUUAGCAACGAGUGAUGAAGAUAAUUGUUGUUAUGUUGAAACCAAAAACUUAGAUGGUGAAACGAAUCUAAAGGUUAGACAAGCUUUGAAAUAUGGAUCUACUGAGAACAAAAUUAAAAAAGCCGAUGAUUUAAUGGAUCAUCAGUUUCAAAUUGAUAGUGAAGGUCCCCACCCUAAUUUAUAUUCAUACCAGGGAAAUUUAAAAUACUUUGACGAAUAUACUAAUGAUUUAAAACAAGAAUCUAUCACCAUUAAUAACAUUUUAUUAAGGGGCUGCUCUUUAAGAAAUACUAAAUGGGUUAUCGGUAUAGUUGCAUUUACAGGAGAAGACUCAAAGAUUAUUCUUAAUGCUGGAGUAACUCCUACAAAACAAUCUAGAAUGUCGCACGAUUUGAACUAUUACGUUUUACUUAAUUUUUUGUUGUUAUUCGUUAUAUGUUUUGUGUCUGGUUUGGUAAAUGGUCUAUGGUACAGAAAUGAUAAUACUUCUCGAGAUUAUUAUGAAUUUGGUACAGUAGCUGGGUCCCCUGCUACUAAUGGUGUGGUUAGUUUUUUUGUGGCUGUCAUCUUGUAUCAAUCCUUAGUGCCAAUCUCAUUGUAUGUUACCAUUGAAAUUAUUAAAACAGCUCAAGCAUUUUUCAUCUAUUCAGAUAUUGGUAUGUAUUAUGAAAGGCUUGACUAUCCUUGUACUCCAAAGUCCUGGAAUAUAUCUGAUGACUUAGGUCAAAUUGAGUAUAUUUUCAGUGAUAAGACGGGUACAUUAACACAAAACUUGAUGGAAUUCAAAAAAUGUACAAUUAACGGUAUUUCGUAUGGAAAUGCAUAUACAGAAGCAUUAGCAGGUUUGAGAAAGAGACAAGGAUAUGAUGUUGAAACUGAAGCUGCGCAUGAGAGAAAACUAAUUGCUGAGGAUAGAGAAGUAAUGAUUCUGAGAUUGAAAUCUCUUACUCCUGGAGGUUUGAAUUAUGAAGAUGGCUUAUCGUUUGUUUCAAGUCAAUUUGUUGAUGAUUUAGAAGGUAAGGGAGGCGAAAAACAGCAAUCUUGUAAUUCACACUUUAUGUUGGCUUUAGCAUUAUGUCAUUCAGUUUUAGUUGAAGAGGAUCCAAAAGAUUCUGAAAAGCUUCUUUUGAAAGCGCAAUCCCCUGAUGAAGCAGCCUUAGUAGAGACUGCAAGAAGUGUUGGUUUUGCUUUUAAGGGCGCUACAAAAAAAGGAGUUCUUGUAGAGGUGCAAGGAACAACGAAGGAAUAUCAAGUUUUAAAUACCUUGGAAUUUAAUUCGACUAGAAAGAGAAUGAGUGCCAUUAUUAAAAUUCCUGGCAACACCGAAGAUGAUGAGCCAAAAGCGUUAUUGCUUUGCAAGGGUGCUGAUUCAAUUAUCUAUGACAGAUUAUCUUCAGCAAAUAAUACAGAAUUGCUUGAAACUACAUCCAAUCAGUUAGAACAGUUUGCAACCGAAGGCUUAAGAACCUUGUGUAUUGCCCAACGAGAAUUAACGUGGUCAGAAUAUUUAGAGUGGAACAAGCGUCAUAAGGAAGCUGCUUCUUCAUUAGACAAUAGAGAAAGUAGGAUGGAGGCAGUUGCCGAUUCUAUAGAAAGAGAAUUGAUUUUAUUGGGAGGAACUGCUAUUGAAGAUAGAUUACAGGAUGGUGUUCCAGAUGCAAUUUCAAUUUUAGGACAAGCUGGUAUCAAAUUAUGGGUCUUGACAGGUGAUAAAGUGGAAACGGCUAUAAACAUUGGUUUUUCAUGUAAUUUACUAGGAAAUGAUAUGGAAUUGUUAAUUUUGAAAACAAAGUUAGAUGAAAGUGAAAGAGCUAAACAUAAUAUUGAUGCAAAAUGCAGUGAUACAAAAAUAAUUGAUACUUUGAUUUCAAAUCACUUAUCAAUCUACUUCAAUAUGACAGGGUCUGAAGAAGAACAAGAAAAGGCAAUUGAAGAUCAUAGUCCACCAAAUGAAGGUUUCGGUAUUGUAAUUGAUGGAGAUGCCUUAAAAUUAGCAUUACUUGAUCGUGAUAUUAAAAGAAAGUUUUUAUUACUUUGCAAGCAAUGUAAGGCUGUAUUGUGUUGUCGUGUUUCUCCGGCACAAAAAGCGGCAGUUGUGAAAUUGGUCAAGGAUACUUUAGAUGUUACUACUUUAGCAAUUGGUGACGGCUCAAAUGAUGUGGCAAUGAUUCAAGCAGCCAACGUUGGUGUUGGCAUUGCAGGUGAAGAAGGGAGACAAGCUGUCAUGUCCUCAGAUUAUGCUAUAGGCCAAUUCAGAUUCUUAGCAAGACUUAUGCUAACUCAUGGAAGAUGGUCUUACAAAAGAUUUAGUGAAAUGAUCUUGAGUUUUUUCUAUAAGAAUGUGAUUUUUUCCAUUGCCUUAUUCUGGUAUGGUAUUUAUAAUGAUUUUGAUGGGUCAUACUUGUUCGAAUAUACCUAUUUAAUGUUUUAUAACUUAGCAUUCACAUCAUUGCCGAUUAUUUUCUUGGGCAUUUUGGAUCAAGAUGUGCCCGCAAAAGUUGGAUUAUUAGUGCCUCAAUUGUAUAAGACAGGUAUUAUGAGAUCCGAAUGGACUGAAACUAAAUUCUGGUGGUAUAUGAUUGAUGCAAUCUAUCAAUCGUUAAUUUCAUUCUUCUUCCCGUGCUUAAUGUACUACAAGGGAUUCCAAGGUAUGAACGGUUUAGCUCUUGAUCAUAGGUUUUGGAUCGGUAUAGUCGUUACAUGUAUCUCAUGUAUAUCCUGUAACUUGUACAUUUUGUUUCAUCAAUACAGAUGGGAUUGGUGGUCUACCUUGUUUGUUUCAUUAUCAAUUCUAGUUGUUUUUGGGUGGACUGGUAUAUGGACUUCAUCAGUAUACAGUGAAGAGUUCUACAGCGCAGCUCAUCAAAUAUUCGGUGCUGCUUCAUUCUGGGCUUGUACAUUUAUCGGUGUAUUAGCGUGCUUGAUUCCUAGAUUUUUCUACGAUUUCCUCCAAAAGCUUUAUUGGCCUAAGGAUAUAGAUAUUAUCAGAGAGUGUGUCCAAAGAGGAGAUUUUGAUCCUUACCCAGAAAAAUACGAUCCAACUGAUCCUAAUAGACCUAAGAUUAGCCUGUACACUAAUGAAAAUGUCAAGAGAAUGAGUAUGGGUAACAACCCUAAUACACCACCAGAAGUGUACAAGGACUCCACUACUAGCAACAGUGAUUUAGAAUACAAUGCCAGCUAUGAGAAUUUUGGUCAAAGCUCGGCCAUUAGGACAAGUAAACCUGAGCAUGAUAAUCAUCACGAAGCAAUUGAAGGCAGUCCUGAUAUCAACGGACAGCCCAAGAAUAUCAACACUGAAUCCAUUGUCCACAGACUGAGUCACAGCAAGUCAUCGCACAAAAACUCGCUUCGCAAGAUGUUCAAACGUAAUACCAAAUCGAGGUCACUCCAUGACGGGGCUGCCUACAGCGAUCCGUAUAAUAUAGCUGCUAACACCGAAGAUAUGGCCCUGUCAAUACAAACAGAAGAAAUUCCCUUAGACGAUUUCAGCCUGCCGGUUAGUAUGUCCACACAAGGGAAAGUACCUCGUUUGGACCAUUAA